This is a messenger RNA of Trichoderma gamsii, 3372 nucleotides long. Its product is annotated as HAL protein kinase. Gene Ontology annotation, biological process: intracellular signal transduction; protein phosphorylation. Lineage: Eukaryota; Fungi; Ascomycota; Sordariomycetes; Hypocreales; Hypocreaceae. The transcript has 6 exons. Gene Ontology annotation, molecular function: ATP binding; protein serine/threonine kinase activity. The coding region runs from base 1 to 3372 and encodes 1123 amino acids. The record is from RefSeq and is a predicted model, not a curated record.
AUGCCAUCCAUGAAUGUUCUCGCGGCGAGUACCAGCAAGUACCCUCAGCGCCCUUGCUCCAGGGCGUCUGCUAAGCAGCGAGCACAACUAGCAGCGUCAGACACCGCCGCCGCAGGUCCUUUGAAGUUGGCAUCUCUGUAUCUGCAACGCCUCUUACGGGCUACAGUAGUACCUCCAAGGAGGGGAAACGAGCAGCCCGCUAUUCUUCCCCCACCCCCCCAGCAAAGAGACCUGGCCAAGGGGCGCGGCACGUCUACCGCAGGCACAGCACAGCACAGCACAGCGCAUACGCUCCCGUGGGUACUCAAUCCGGCCUGUACCGGUACUUGCCCCACCAUCGGCCUUCCAACCCAUCCAUCCCGAUUUCUGCUCAAUCUCAUUUCCAUCGUCGCGCAAAGCCCGAACCAGAGGAGAGGUAAAAAAAAGCGGUCGCCUUUUCGCUCUCUCGCUGGCCACCGGCUUUGCGCUGCCGCUACCGUCGCCCCGGCCCUUUUCCAAAACUUCGCUCCCACAAGACUCCCGGUCCUGGUCCUUGGUUCUGGUUCCUAUGGAAGGAUCUUCGCUGUAGCGCCUCUACUCGACUUUUCUUGUUCUCCUUCCUCUCUGCUCCAACCUGCAACAAGAAAGAACAGAGUCGUCGCUAUUCCAGUUCCUGCUGCCAUGGCGUCGUCCGCGACCUCAAAGACGCCUCUGCCGCACGAGGCCGCUGGUGCCCCGUCGUCGUCUCAGGGCGACAUGUCGAGCUCCAGCAAAUCUCGCGAAGCUCCAGCCGCCGCCGCCGUUCGCUUCUCCUCUGCCGUCGAGGAGAUUGAGCCGCAAACACAACCUGCUGCUGUUGCUACUCCCGCCGCAGCUCCAGCUCCAGCUUCAGCUUCGGCAACGUCAGCUCCGAAUCCAGCAUCGCCGUCCGCGCCGGGACCAACUUCAGCGCCAGGAAUCGCAGUCGAUCCCGCCUCGUCCAAGCCUGCUUCCGUCAACGAGUCCCUGGGGACGGCCACCACAAACACCUCGGAUCGCUUCGAUACCUUCAACGAGGUGGCUGCCGACCAGAUCAAGGCCUUUCAAAAGUCGCUCCAAGCGGUGCCCUUGCAGGAACGCCGCAUGAGCACUUUUGGAUUCGAGGCCUUUUCCCUUCCUGCAUCACGGCUCCGCAAAGAUGGCCCCAUCAUUGGCUUGCAUCCUCCAUGCCAGCCGAUGAUAUAUCCAGUCAUAAGCGCUCCGAAUGUUUUCAUCCCCGAAUCAUCGCCUCACGUCUCCGGCCGCCCGCAGCCCAGCUUGAUGCCCGUCAUCAUGCCCUGCAUAUCCUCUCCUUCUCAGUUCCCACUCCGUUCAGCUGCUAACCCGCCCACCCCUGGCCAGGUUGCUUCUCGCGAAGAUGGCUCCAAUGACUCUACCAGACUGCCUACGCCAAACUCGUCCGGAUGGCAAUCUCCUCACGGCAGUCCUCGGCUUUCCGCGCUGGCCUCUCCUCCACUGACGCCUGCCGGCUCGGAUCCCGACAAGAGGCUACACAAGGACGCCGGUGCUGCCGGCACUCCUACUCCCGCUACCUCCGUCAGCGAUUCGCAUCAUAUCAUCACUCCGCAGCCUUCGAGCCCUACCGCCGACAAGCCGCCUUCUUCCGCCGCUGGCGCUACGGAUCGGAAAGCAGCAGCAGCAGCCCUCGCCCACCGGCCUGGUUCUUCUGACCGCGCCAUGUCCAGGGCCUCGUCGUCCACCGAUGAUCAUCGCCCAGAGUCUCGAGGACUUCACAGAAAGGACUUCUUCUCCGUCGGGCCCAGCUCCGUGCCCGUGUCUCGGGAAUCCAGCCCAUCCAGGAGCUCGGCUUCCAACUAUUACUCCAAGCCAAUGACUCAGCACAAUGAUGCCAACGACCCGUAUGCAAAGGGCCGCCGCCCUCCUCAGCAGCAGCAUGCCACCCGCCACUCAGUCGACCCACGAUUCAUAUUCUCCAUCUCGAGGAAGAAGAAGGACCGAGGUGGCCCAUCGCCCACCUCGUCAAAAACAAGCGUCGGCGUGUACGGCCAGCCCAGGCCGAGUGACGAUUCUGGAUCGGUUGAUGGCGUUCACGGACAUGCGUCUACGGGCUCCAUGUCCGAUCUGAAGCGCUUUUUCCGAAAGUCAGGCCACCACCACAAGAAGCGGGACCAGUCACCGUCAUCUUCCAUCAAGUCAUCGUCCAAAUCCAGUCAGGCCAGCCGCUCUAGCCAACAGCUGCCCUUUGGCGACGACCAUGGAUUGACCUCCAAGUACGGAAGACUCGGCAAGGUGCUGGGAUCUGGUGCUGGCGGCUCCGUCAGGCUCAUGCGUCGAACCGAGGACGGCACCGUCUUCGCCGUCAAGGAAUUCAGGGCCCGACACACGUAUGAGACGGAAAGGGAGUACAACAAAAAGGUGACGGCCGAGUUCUGCGUUGGAUCGACUCUCCACCACGGCAACGUCAUUGAGACCCUGGACAUCCUGCAGGAAAAGGGCCGCUGGUUCGAAGUCAUGGAGUAUGCGCCCUUUGACCUCUUUGCCAUUGUCAUGACCGGCAGGAUGUCGCGGGAGGAGAUUCGAUGCAGCUUCCUGCAGAUCCUCAAUGGUGUCACCUACCUCCAUAGUAUGGGCCUCGCGCAUCGGGACCUGAAGCUCGACAACGUUGUUGUUAGCGACAAGGGCAUUAUGAAGAUUAUCGAUUUUGGUAGCGCCCAUGUCUUCAAGUAUCCUUUCGAAAGCGGAUCCGUCCCGGCCAAGGGCAUUGUCGGUUCCGACCCGUACUUGGCCCCUGAGGUUUACGAUUCCAAGGAGUACAACGCCGAAGAAGUCGACAUUUGGUCUCUUGCCAUCAUCUUUUGCUGCAUGACUUUGCGCCGUUUCCCCUGGAAGAUUCCCCGCAUGACAGACAAUUCGUACAAGCUGUUUGCAGCCACGCCAACUCCUGGCCACGAUCCCGGCAAACUGCUACGUCCCAAGUCCACCAACGACCUUUCAUCUGUGCCUGCUCGAGAAUUCUUGGCCGACGAUGAUGGCAAGUCUCAACGCAGCACGGGACACAAGAGAAAUGAUUCGACGGAUUCCCAAGCGGUAGGUCCUGACACCCCAAAGCUUCCCAUCCCAGGUGUCAGCGUACCCGACAGGUCAAAGGAAGUCGUCCGGGGACCCUGGAGGAUUCUCCGGCUACUCCCCCGCGAAAGCCGCCACAUCAUCCACCGCAUGCUGGACGUCAACCCCAAAACUCGAGCCAGAAUGGGCGAGAUUUUGGACGAACCGUGGAUCGCCGAUACCGUCAUUUGCCAGCAGCUCGAUAGCGGUGAACACAUCCCAGCCCGCGACCACAAGCAUGUCUUGGAGCCUCCCAAUUCUCAGCCGCCUCCUCCGAAAAAAGUCUAA